Blastomyces gilchristii SLH14081 is the source of this 2646-nucleotide messenger RNA. RefSeq lists its product as uncharacterized. The coding region runs from base 1 to 2646 and encodes 881 amino acids. Gene Ontology annotation, biological process: intracellular calcium ion homeostasis. The record is from RefSeq and is a predicted model, not a curated record. The transcript has 4 exons. Lineage: Eukaryota; Fungi; Ascomycota; Eurotiomycetes; Onygenales; Ajellomycetaceae. Gene Ontology annotation, cellular component: perinuclear region of cytoplasm.
AUGACGACUCAUCUGGUUGCUAUUGCGAAAGCUACUUUCUCAGCUGGGCUCUUGCGACCAGAUCCCACCUCCGUCUACCGCGAUGAGAUCGCCUUCUUCCACAGGUCGCUCGACCGGGCAGUGACGCACUGCUCUCCAGGAAACAUCCAGAUUUGCAAAUCGUGGCUGCUGAAAAAUGUGAUUCCUUCUUCAACGAGGAUUGGGGCUCUGGGCAAAUACCUUGUCACUCUAUCAGGAUCUUUCGAACCUGGCGAUAAAUCACCGGCUGCUGGACAGGCCGCUGUUGAAGCCUCGAAGAAUUCUCCAAAACGGAAAAGGCUGCAUAUCCUGUAUUUGCUGAACGAUUUGUUGCAUCAUACCAAAUACCAUGAACAGACAACUUCCGCCUUUUCAACUCUCAGUGGUUCCCUUCAACCAUUCUUAGUUGACCUUAUUAGCCUUGCGGCUGGUUUUUCUCGCGAAAAGAACCCAAAGCAUCACAAACGAUUGAACGAUCUCCUGGAUAUAUGGGCCGGUAAUAGCUACUAUAGCCGGGAUUACAUCAACAAGCUCCGUGAAACCGUGGAUAACUCCUCGUCUCCUGGUGCACUGAAUGCAAAAGUUGCUCCCAAAGAUUCUGGUUCAGAUACACCGAACAAGAUCCCUCCAAGGGACGCUCCUUACGUAAUGCCGGCGACACAUGGAGACCCCUCUGCGCCAUAUCAUGAGCUACCCGCGGGGAAUCUAAUGCCACAUAUAAUUCCCAACUCGACAGCCCCAAUCCGACCACAGGCAGUGAAACCUCUACAGUUUCUUGCAGGACCUGCUGAUGAGUCUCUAGUCACGGCCGUAAAAAACUUUCUAAAUGACGUCGACAAAAUAUAUAACUCGAAUGGGGAAGCGAUGGAUGGGGGAGACGAUGUAGAGAUUGAUGAGCUUGGUCAGAUCAUUGUUCGUGACCCAGUGACGGGAGAAGUUGUUGACGGAGAAACGUACUAUGGUUGGUCUCGUUCAUUCUGCGAGAAAAUGAAGAAAAGGAGGGAUGGCAAACUUGGGCGUAGGAGCGAAAGUCGAAGUCUCAGUCCCAGCCGAAGCCGCAGCCGCAGCCGGAGUUAUAGCGCACGGAAACGGCGACGAUAUAGCGAUAACAUGAGUGAUGACGAUAGGGGACGCUCUAGAUCAUCGGGUUCAUCCAGAUCAGGCAACCGAAGUCGGGGCGACUCCUACUCCCGCUCUCUUUCCCGCUCCCGUUCCCGCACAGCUCCAGGCCGCUCAGGACGUCCGAGAUCACGGUCAAGAUCGAUAUCUUACUCUCCUCGCCCCUUAUCUCCACCGCCCUUUCCUUCACAAAAUCAGAAUGCUCCUUUCCCACCUCCAGGAACAGCUCCGCCUAUCCCUCCUCCAAUGUCAUAUCCCUUUAGCGGAUCGCAACAAUUCUCACCUCCCCAUCCUCUACCGAUCCCUGGUCCCGGUGGCAUGUUUAUUCCCCCUCCUCCUCCGAGACCGCCAGGGUAUCACGGACCUUGGCCGCCUCCACCCCCACCUCCACCUUCUCAACAUCAUAGUGCAACGCCACCAUUCCCACCGCCUCUACCACCUCCACUACCUGUGAAUAUGGGCGUGAAUAUGAAUAUUCCCGGCUUCCAAUCUCCUGCUGGUGGCGGUGCGCCGCAAUUCUCUUCUCAUUCACAUCCGUCUCACCAGCCACCUCCUGGAUCAUACCAUUUCCCAUCACCGCAUACUCCUCAGGGACAGGGACCUGGGCGUCAGCCCUACUCUGGCGGAGAUGCGAAUGGCUCUGGUGGAAGUAGAGGCCGAGGAAAUGCCACUGUUAUUUCCUCUGCCGCUCCCCGGAUUCCACGAAUCACGAGCACAGAUUACUUAGUUUUCCACAGGCUGUAUCGAUCGGUGCUCCGGGAAGAUAAGCACGACCCCGCUUCUGGCAAAGCGGUUAUCGAUCCAACGCUGUUGAAGAUGAGAAAAUCUGUUCUCCUCCUCCCUUUCCCAAACUUCGACACCUUGGACCUCUAUGCUCCGAUCGAAGUCCUGGGUAAGGGCGCGGCCAUCGGCGGACUAGAGAUAACAUUUGACAUCGCCGCAAUUGUCCAACCAACUCUCAGCGCAGAGAAGGUCCCUGUUUAUCCAAACCUCAGCAUCUCCCAGGCGAUGCAGCAGCUCGACCAGUAUGAAAUCGUCGUCCAGCCUGGCGCCGGCAUAUCCGAAGUAGAAAAGUACUUGGAAAAUCCAGCGCAGCUUGGGUUGAGCCCGUCUAGCGUGAAGGAGCAUCUACAACUGCUCUUAGCAUUCUCGCAAACGACCACGCCGUCUCCGCGCGGCUGUAAACGCGUGUUCCUGUCUAUAUGCACUGGGGCGCUCGUGGCGGGGCUGGCAGGGGUUUUUAGCAAUAUGAUUGUUACCACCCACUAUGCGGGACUCGAAAAGCUGCGAGAAUAUUGUAGGAUAGCGGGAGAGGGGACAGUUGUCGAGCCUGAUAUAGGAGAUGGAGGUUAUGAAGGGUACUCGAAUGCGCAGCAGCAGUCGUGGAGGUGGGUUACUGUCGACCGUCCCCAGUUUGGGGCGAGGGUUAUUAGCUCUGGGGGGAUUAGCUGUGGGCUUGAUGCAUCGUUGUUUUUGGUGAGCGAGUUGGAGGUGUGGAAGGAUGGGUAG